AUGCGAACUGCGCGACUGUCAGGCGACCGUGGCGUGAAGCGGAAACGGCGGGUUGAUUCGAAUGAGAGGAACCGCGAGGGAAGGGAGGAGAGGAGGAGACGAGAGGAAGCGGAAGGAGCAGGUCAUGGUGGGGAGGGUGAAGAUUCGUGGUUGGGAGCGGUAGGUAGGGUGAAGGUGGGGGAUGAGGAAGCGGAGGAGAGGGAGGGGGCCUGGGAGGUGCCUGGGGGGUUGGCGAGAGGCGGCGGAGAGGCUUUGUCGCCUGAUGGUGUGCCGCAUGGCGACGAGAGGAGAGGAGCGAUGGAGGAGGCGGGGCUAGAUGAUGAGCUGGAAGAGGGCGAGGUGGUUGGGGACGAUGAUGAGGAUGAGGAGGAGGAUGGCGAAGAGGAGGAAGAAGAGGGGGAGGGGGAUGGAAGGGGGAAUGAUGAAGGAAGAUGUGUGGAGGACGAAGUGGUAAGUGAGAGGGAGGACGAAGGGUUGAGGAAGGGGGAGGAGGAGGAUGAUGACGUGGAAGGGGAAGGAGAGGAGGAGGGGGAAAGGAGAGUGGGAGAGGGAGUAUGCGGGGAGGAGGACGACGAGGAGAAGGGGCGAGAGGGAGAGGCGAAAAGCGAGGCUGGUUCCUUGGGUGAUGCAGGGAGAGGAGGAGACCGUGGCGGGAGGAGGGAUGCAGUAAGAAAGGGAGGGAAGGAGGUUGCGGUGAGUGAGAGGGUAAAUGAUGAUGCACGUACUACCGCUAUGGGCCCCGCAAGGGCAAGGGAGAUUGCGGUAAGGGAGGGAGCGAAUGAAGAAGCAUUGGUCGGCGCACAUGUGAAGGAUGAGAGGUUAGAGACGGGGGACGCGGAGCGUGAGAUUCAGGAAAAACGGGGAAGAGGCGGGUUGGCGAGCGAAGGCAGUGUGGGGAAGCGUGCGGAAGAGGCAGGGGAGCGUGAGACUAAGGAUGGGAAGAGGAGGAGAGAAGAAAGGGACUUGGAUGAGGAGAAGCGCAGGGAGAUCGAUGGCAGGGGGAGUGACGGCGGGGGACCAACAGGUGAGAGCGUCAAGAGAAGGAAAGAGAGUGAGGAGAGGGCGGAGAGGGGAGCGAAGGAGUUGAGUGGAGGAACGCCACAGGAGGCGAAAUUGGGAGCAUGCAUUGCCCAAAGUAAUGGGCGAAAAGGGGGGGCAUCAGAGGCCGGUGCCGCGGUUGUGGGGCGAGGUGGUGAGAGUGGGGGCUUGCUGCUGGCUCCUGGUGUGGUCGCAACUUCUAAAGUGCCUCAGAAGUCCGCUCCUGCUGCUCUGGCAACUUCGAAAGUGCCUCGGAAAUCCGCUCCUGGUGCUCUGGCAACUUUUAAAGCGCCUCAGAUGUCCGCUCCUGGUGCUGUGGCAACUUCGAAAGUGCCUCAGAAAUCCGCUCCUGCUGCUCUGGCAGCUCCUAAAGUGCCUCAGAAAUCCACUCCUGCUGCUGUGGCAACUUCUAAAGCGCCUCAAAAGUCCGCUCCUGCUGCUCUGGCAACCUCUAAAGAGCCUCAGGAAUCCGCCCCUGCUGCUCUGGCAACUCCUAAAGUGCCUCAGAAGACCGCUCCUGGUGCUGUGGCAACUUCGAAAGUGCCUCAGAAAUCCGCUCCUGGUGCUGUGGCAACUCCUAAAGUGCCUCAAAAUUCCGCUCCUGGUGCUGUGGCAACUUUUAAAGGGCCUCAAAAGUCCGCUCCUGGUGCUCCGGCAACCUCUAAAGUGCCUCAGAAGUCCGCUCCUAGUGUUCUGACAGCAGGUGCAGGCAGGAGCGAUGGUGGUAACGCAGUGAAGGACAUGCAUGGGGACGGACAUGCUGCUUCUGUGGGUCCAGAUGCUGUUGGUCCAGUAUCACAGCCGGAUGCAGGUACUGGCGCUGCUGGUCGUGGCAGGGAUACUGCUGAGGGAGCUGUUUGUGCCGGGGGCAGUCGUGGCAAUGCAGGUGCGGGAUCAGUAGGUGCUAGACCGAGGGACGUGCUGCAGCAGGCAGGUGCACAUACCGAGUUCCACAGCAAUGCACAGAACGUGAGGGAGGAGGCAGGGAGAGAGAGCCAAGUAACAGCGCCAAUGCUGCUCGUGAAACCAGAGGCAGCGAGUGAGGAUGAGGGUGAGGAUAGCGAGGAGGAUGAGGAGGAAGGCGCAGGGAGUUGGGAGGAGGUGGAAGAUGAAGAAGAGGAGGAGGAGGGGGAGGAAGAAGAGGCGUGCGGAGUGGUGCGUGCAGGGCAGGAGGCGGGGAGUGGGUUGGAGGGAGUGGUGGUGCCGUCUGCACGCCUGAUGCUGCAGCCUGUGGUGAAGCAGGAGCUGUGCGCACUUGAUGCAGGAGAGUGUGGUGGGGAGGGGGAAGCAAUGCCAGCAGAGGCAGAGCCAGAGGGAGAGAGAGAGGGAGAGGGUGAAGCAGCCUCUGGAGAAGGCGACAUGAGAGCAGGGGGGUUGGAGGGGGGUAGCCAUAGGGACGUGGGGGUAGGUAAAGGAGUAAAGGCCGAAGAUGAUACGGCGUGUGGUGGUUUGGGGAUAGAGGGCGUGCCUAGGAGCGACUUGGAGAGGAAUGCAAGGCAGCAGCGUGAUGGUGUUGCUGAUGAGCCGUUGCUGCCGCUGCCCUGGGAAGCAUUGCGGUCGAUGCAGUCAACGCAGUCAAUGCAGUCAAUGCAGCAGGUGCCGCUGGUACAGCUGUUACAGUUGCCGGGGGUUUCGCGUGGAGGCGGCUAUAAUGAAGGGUCUGCAGGAGCAGGGGCAGCAGUGGGAGCAGGGGGGCCAGUGGGGGCAGGGGGGCCAGUGGGGGCAGGGGGAGCAGCACUGGCACUGCCGUGGGGGGAUUGGGAGGCGCGGGUGCGAAUGCUGCGGAGGCAGCACAUGCUAUUUGAAAGCAAGGACGUGGAUGGGGAGCAGGCUGAGGUGGACUGGGUGGCAAAGAAGCAAGCAGAGAGGGAGAACCUGGUUCGGCAAGGGCUGGAGCUGCAGCUGCCGUCCAGCCAGGUGGGUGCAGCGGAGGAGGAGGCAGAGGCAGAGAGGAAGGUGCAGGCAGCGUUAAAGACGUUUGGGGGUUACAGAGAGGGGUUAGAGCGAUGUAAGAGGCAGAUGGAGGAGGCCCAGCAGAUGUUGCCUCUGUAUGCGGCUGCUGGGGUUGGUUCUGAUGCUGUUGCUGCUGCGGCUGCUGCUGUUUCUGCUGCGGCUGCUGCUGCUGGUGGUGCAGGUGCCUCUGGUUUCGCUAGUGUCCGUGCUGCCAUUGAGGGUUCUUCUGCUGCGCCCAAUGCCGCUGGAGAUGUCGCCACAGCUGCUGGUUCUGCUCCGGGUUCUUCCCCUCCCUCCUCCCAAAACCCAUCCACUGCAUCCCCCGCAGCAGCAGCAGCAGGCACACCUGCCAGGCGCAAGAGACAGUCCGCGACAAUGGAUGCAUACACCCUAAUGAGCCAGAACAACCAGUUACUCCCCCGGGACAUCAUAGGCCAUGUGCGGGGCGUGCCAGUAGGCUCCACCUUCCCCUCUCGCCUGCACCUCGCAGUGGUGGGCAUGCACACCAAGCACAUGAGCGGGAUUGAUUAUAUCCCGGCCUCCCGCUGCCCGUUCAAAGAGCAUGUGACGACGUGUAUUGUCAUGUCAGGGGGGUAUGAGGAUGAUGAAGAUGAAGGGGAAGAGUUUUGGUAUACGGGGCAGGGGUCUGGGAAUCAGAAGCUGGUGCGGGGGAAUCUGGGGCUUGCGAAUAGUUAUUUCUUGCAGCUGCCUGUGAGGGUGGUGCGCGGGCAGAUGGACGGGCUGGGGAGGAAGGCGUAUGUGUAUGAUGGGCUGUAUCAUGUGCAUGACUUUGCGCACAUGGUGGGGAAGCAGGGGUGGUAUGUGUACCGGUUUAAGAUGGUGAGGGACCCAGGGCAACCGCAGUUGAAGUCCCAGCUGGUCACGUGGCGUAGGGGGAGGAAGAGGAGACUGCUGACUGGUGGGACACCUGCUGCUGAGGGAGGUGCUGCCGCUGGUGCCGCUGGUGCUGCUGGUGCUGGUGGUGGUGCUGCUGGUGGUGGUGUCAGCGAUGGGUCUGCUGCUGUGGUGGCAGGAGCAGGUGGGAGGGCGUUGGCGUUAACAGCAGGGACGGCGGGUGGAGAGCCGAGGGUGGUGGAUGCAGCAGCAGCAGUAGUGGCAGCAGUAUUGGCGGCAGCAGUGGCAUCAGCAGGUGAACCAUCACCAGCUCCCCCUCUCACGCCCUCUCCCCCACCGCCUCAGCACCCCUCUGCCACUCCAGUGUCUGCUGUUUCCUCUGCUGCUCUUCCCCCCUCGGCCAUUCCCGCUUCGCUUCCCUCAACCCGUCCAUCCGCGCUUCCUUCUGUUGCUCUUUCAUCAGCCCGUGCUGCAGCCCCUCUCCCGGGCAAACCACAGGGACCUUGGCUGGCGCAGGCAUCUGCUCCGUCUUGCCUCGUUCUCCCCUCUCACGCCGCCGCCGCACCUGCUACUGCUCGUACUGCUGCUUCUGCUCGUAUCUCUUCCUCCUCACCUGCACCCUCCGCCUCUGCUGCUGCUGCUGUUUCUCCAAACGCACCUCGUGCUGCUCGGUUGCCUGUCCUGCUCCCACGCCCACCCAUUCAGCGGACAGUCAUCGAAUUGUCUCCCUCACCCCCCAGCUCUCCAGCUCCUCUUUCCGCGCCAUCCCCACAUCCAACCCUCCUCUCCCUCCCCCGUCAACACCAACAAAGCAUCCCCACCAGUGCUCCCCUCCGCUUGAAUCCCUUCAGCCAUGCCCCUGCUCCUUUCCCCGCUGCACCUUCCUCUCUUGCCUCUCCCCCCUCCCCUCUCCCCACCCCUGGUUCCACUGAACCAUUCGCAGCUGCUUCCCCCCGGCCUCUAUGCCUCGCAUCCCCUGUUCUACCCUCCUCCGGACCCCCUCCUGUGGCUGCUCCUGCUCUGUCUGCUUGUGUAGCCUUCCCGUCAGCUGCUCCCCCUCUCUCCCCGCCCGCCAUCCCCUCUGCGAGCUCUCUUAUUGGCUUCUUUGGCCUGCAGAAACCAUACUUCGGUUUCUCAUCAUCUUAA
Molecule: messenger RNA, 4992 nt
Organism: Closterium sp. NIES-65
Lineage: Eukaryota; Viridiplantae; Streptophyta; Zygnematophyceae; Desmidiales; Closteriaceae
Source: the annotation of a GenBank genome assembly